UGCGAUAAGUGCGCAUGCGUGAGAGCUGAUUGGAGCACUUGCAGAGACCGCCUAUACGAACGACUUCUUUAUCACAUUCAGCCAGCUCUUGACGCAUGCGCAUUUAUCGCAUAUAUGUCCAUAUUGUUUUGGCGGGAAAAUAAUCUCACGUCGCGCUGAAUUUUGGUCGGAAAAAAUUUUCACUGUCCCUAAUUCGACCCUCAAGAGUCGACUGAUGUGCUCAGAAACCUCGUCAAAAAUGCAUAUUUUAUAAUAUGUAUUGUCUGUGUUAAUCACACGAAUUCAGUCGAUCGAGCUUUCCGCAACUGCGCGUGUCUACCUUUCUUAAACAAAUUAUUUCGCAGACUAUGUUGUCUACUCCAAACAAACAGUUUAGCAUUGAGGUAACCAGUGACAGUACGACUGUGGCACCUCCAUUGUUGUCAACAACUACUAAAAAGUUGUUCAUUCCCCCGUGGAAAGUUCCUGAAACUAAAGCUCCAAUGGUGUUCCCAACAUGCCCUCCAUCGUGCAACAAAGAGAUGUCUCGGUUCAAUCUGGACGGCUCAUUAAAAGAUUUGGGUUCAUACGGAUUUUGGGUGGAAAUGUGUGGAAAGCUGUUCCUCUUUGGCAGAAGAUUCGUUAAUUGGGAGCAAAAUGUUGAGGAGUGUUGCAAAAUCGGAAUGACGCCGAUCGAUUUGGAGCUUGCAACAGACGUCAAGUGUAUAAAUUCUCUAAUUGGAGAUGAUGACUAUAGGAAUAGAUUCAGCAGAUAUUAUUGGACUUUUGGUUUGAGAAAGACGGAGGAAGUCGUUUCCUCAUAUUAUUGGUGCAGCAGUGGAGCAAAUAUUACUAGAAAUUGGGGAAGCGGAGGUGAGCCAAAUUACGUAAAAAAUGCUUCAGAAAACUGCGUCCGGAUGGAAUUUGGCAGAGCAACCAACAUGCUAUAUCUUUUGGACAGCAAUUGCGGACUGGUCAGCGGCCUCUCUUGCCAGGGACCGAUAAUUCCAAAAACUUGUGAUUCACCAGUUUGCCCAGUUUACACUUGCAGGAAAAGAGACGCUCUUUUUAAAACGUUGGCAGACAAAGCAACCAAGGUUUUGAUAGAUCCAUCAAAAUCCGGAAUUUGGGUUACAAACGAUACACGCCUCUUCAUGAUAAGUUACCCCAGUGAUACAAAAACUUUUGUAGAAUCGCUUGCGGCUUGUUGUGCCGUGGGAUUGAAACUGCUGAGUCUGCAUCAAGAAGUCAUGUACUCGAUUCUCGUCGGCGCUUUUAACAAUGCAAGCAUCCGAGGGGAGAAAUUCUGGACCGCAGCCACAGACCAAGGAUGCAAGAAGAAUUUCGGUUUCUGCUCCACAAACAGACUUGUCCGCGAUAAUGCUAGAUGGGCGAGUGAACAGCCCGAUUUGUCAACCUCAAACGGAACUUGUCUGGCCGUUUCCUCAGACGGACUUCUGCACGAUGAAUUGUGCAACACAAAGAUGAGAUACGUUUGCGAGGGGAGAGCCCAAAUUCCGUCUUUAUUGGACGCUGUUGAAAGAGAAUGUGCUGCCGAGUUUAAACUGACGAGAAGUGAAGUAAAAGCCCUGUUUAAUUCAACGCCAGACGAAUUACGAGAAAAAUGCUUCUUGAAAUGUUACGGCGAGGGAACGGGAUUGUUCAUUGAUGGAAAUUUGGCAAUGGACAGUAUUUUUGCUGCUUUUCAACGGAUCACGUUUGACGACACAAAAAGAUUACUUGACAUGUACUCCGCAAUGGACUACUGCACCAACUCCUCGAAGGGCAUGGACGAAUGCGAUAAGUGUGGCAGUUUAUUGAAUUGCGGCCAGGAAAACUCGCCGGAGGAGUUUGAGGAAUUCGUGGAAACAGUGCAGCUGACAAUAACAGAAUCGCCUCUUAUUUUGCCACCUGUGAAAGGCGUCUGUCCUGAGUAUGAGUGCAUCAAAAAACCUGAUCAAGUGAAAUUAUUGGCUACUGCCAAAAAUUUCACGCGUUUCAUUGGCCAAGCAGUUGUACUUCCUUUUGUCCUCCAAUUAACAGUUGUGUGUAACAAGAAAUUCUACGUUUUUGCGACUAACGUGGAACGAACCUUGUCCAGAAAUCUUGCGUUUUGCUGCGACCGCGGAUACCGUAUGGCCACAAUCGACACGAAAGAAAAAUAUGACUGCAUGGUCCAGAAUAGAAUUACAACUUUUCUGAAUCUGCCCCCCGGCACGACGUUCGCAGUGGGUGCUACGCGUUUGGGAAAGUUGGAUCGGCCCUCGUGGUGCUACUCUGACACCGAAUUCGACUUUAAUCUUGCGGAGGAUUUUGUCUCAAACGAUACAUUAGAAACCAACUACGGAAUUGCGAUCAGUUUCGAGCCGCCUUUAAUAAUGAAGGCUUACGAAACUAGUUUGCAUGUUGUGUGUGAAAAAUGAACAAAAUAAAAUGAAAC
Molecule: messenger RNA, 2419 nt
Organism: Cloeon dipterum
Lineage: Eukaryota; Metazoa; Arthropoda; Insecta; Ephemeroptera; Baetidae
Exons: 22
Coding region: 348-2402 (684 amino acids)
Molecular function (GO): odorant binding
Source: RefSeq, a predicted model, not a curated record